AUGGCGUAUAAUGGAAGAAUAUGGCUCUUGUGGAAACAAAGUAUACAAUUGCAGGCGAUUUCUAUUACUGAACAGCUGAUUCAUUGUAAGGUGGAGAAUAAUGCACAUUUCUCUGCCUUUCUAACAGUAGUUUAUGCAAAAAAUGAGGCCCACCAACGACAAUCCCUGUGGACAGACUUAAAUCAGAUUGGGAGUAGCACUCGAGGAGCUUGGCUCAUUGCUGGGGAUUUCAAUACCAUGCUCUCAUCUGAUGACAGGCUAAGGUCCCCUGUUUUACCUGUUGAAACCCAGGAUUUCAGAGAUUGUGUAUAUCAGCUGCAGUUAACCCCAUUAAAGUCAAAGGGAUGGCACUUUACCUUCUGUAACAAACAACAGGCUACAAGUAGGGUCUACUCUAAAAUUGACUGGGCUUUUGGUAAUAUCCAAUGGCUUCAAUCUUAUGGCCAUGUGGAAGCUGACUUCCUAAACCUAGGAAUGUCAGAUAAUUCACCUAUUUUGAUACAAUAUUGGACUCAAAUUCAAACACACCCCAAGCCUUUCAAGCUAUUCACCACAGUUCUAAACCAUCCAGAUUUCCCUGGAAUCCUUGCAACUGCUUGGGGUCUGCCUGUUAGGGGAACGAAAAUAUAUAUCUUGUGGAGAAAAUUUAUGUUAUUGAAAGAGAAUCUGAAAGGACUAAAUUCCUACCUAGCUUCAUACAGUCAAAGGCUCCAACAAGCUAGACAAUCACUUGAAAUCACUCAAGCUUCACUGAGUGUUCAACCUAUGAAUCAGGCCCUGAUAGACCAGGAAAGGAUUACUCUAAUGGAAAUUGCAAAGUGGAGUAAGGUGGAAGAGCUAGCCCUACGACAGAAAUCAAGAGCUAUAUGGAUCAAAUGUGGUGAUUCUAACACUAAAUAUUUUCAUGCUCAAUACAAUAUCAGGGCUAGUAGAAACACUAUCAAUUUUGUGUAUAAUGACAUUGGCACAAAAGUGACUGACCCUACCCAAGUUGAGGCUGAAUUUAUCUCUUUCUUUACCAAGCUAAUGGGUACUGAUACUGUUGUAAUGCCCUAUCCCAACUCAGAAAUUAUUAGAAAGGGGCCAUGCCACUCUCACCAACAGAAAUGUGACCUGAUCAGAGCUGUGUCAGAGGUGGAAAUCUUAGAUACAAUAAAAGGUAUGCCUUCUGAUAAAUCUCCUGGUAUAGAUGGUUAUCCCAUUGAGUUUUUCAAUAGAAAUUGGGAUGUGGUAAAAGGGGAUGUACUAGGGGCAGUGGCAGAGUUCUUCCAGUCUGGUAAAAUGCCUAAAUCUUUUAGUGGCACUGCAGUCACCUUGAUUCCAAAGAUUUCUAACCCUACCUUAGUCAAGGAUUACAGACCUAUUGCCUGCUGCACUACCUUCUAUAAAAUUAUCACUAAAGUAUUGACUAAUAGGAUUAAAACAGUUAUUGCUGAUAUUCUAUCCAUCAAACUGGUUCAAAAAGCUUUUAAUGGGUUCUCAGCUGCUUCAGGACUUCAUGCCAAUGUGGAUAAAAGCUCCAUAUACUUAUCAGGAGUAAAACCAGAGCUUAAACAGGAAAUUCUGCGCACUCUUAGAUUGCAGUUAAUUAAAUCAGUUUUAUUUGGGGUUCAAACAUAUUGGGCCCAGAUCUUUAUAUUGCCUAAAAGAGUUAUGAAGCUGGUUGAUGCAGUAUGCAGAUCCUUUUUAUGGUCUGGUAAAGGAGAGGUCACAAAGAAAGAACUUGUUUCAUGGGCAAGAAUCUGCCUUCCAAAGUCAGCUGGUGGACAAAAUGUGAUGAAUAUAUGUCUAUGGAACAAAGCAGCAGUGAUUAAGCAGUUAUGGGCAAUUGUUGAUAAAAAAGACAGUUUAUGGAUCAGAUGGGUAAAUAUUUAUUACUUGAAAAAUGACUCUGUUGAUACUUGCAAUAUCCCGGGUAAUGCUACUUGGGUCAUAAGGAAGGUGAUAGAGACAAGAAAAUUCAUUCUCCAAACUAAUCUACUACAGGGAGACUUCAAUGCUCGACUCGCCUAUAUGGUCAAGAACAACAAGUUUUCCAUUAAAAGCAUGUAUGUUUCUCUAAUUCCAAUCCACCCCAAAGUCCCAUGGAAGUCCCUCACUAUGCAGCCUAGCAUACACCCAAGACAAAGAUUCAUACUAUGGCUGGCAGUGCAUAAGAGACUGGCAACAGCAGAAAGGUUGCGCAAGUUCAGAAUCAAGGUGCCUUUAAACUGUGUCUAUUGUAACUCUCCGGUGGAGUCUUUUGACCAUUUGUUCUUCUCUUGUGUAAUCACUAACGCAUUAUGGCAGAGACUCCUAGUAUGGCUUGGCUUUCAGAGAGCCAUAGGGAAUUGGCAAGAUGAAUUACAAUGGGUGUGCAGCUAG
This is a messenger RNA of Lycium barbarum (goji berry), 2364 nucleotides long. RefSeq lists its product as uncharacterized. The record is from RefSeq and is a predicted model, not a curated record. The transcript is spliced from 3 exons. The coding region runs from base 1 to 2364 and encodes 787 amino acids. NCBI's taxonomy places the organism in Eukaryota, Viridiplantae, Streptophyta, Magnoliopsida, Solanales, Solanaceae.